AUGCUCAAUCAUCAGUAUGAUCAUCAACAUCCAUCAUAUGGAUAUAAUAACUAUAAACUUAAUAAAAAUAAUAUUAACAUUGAUUUAACUAAUCAUCGAAAUUAUGAUAAAAAAUAUAUUCCACCAAAUCAUUAUCAUUCGUACAAUGAUACAUGUAAUUAUGAACAUCCACUUUUAAUGUCUACUAUCUCACUUCCACUUGGACGAGAACUUAUUCCGUAUAUUACACAUGUAUCUGUACCAAGUAAUAAUAAUAAUAAUAAUAAUAAUAGUCAUUAUACCAGUAUGUCAGAGAAAGAUGAUAUUGUUCCACCUAAACCACCGACAUCAAAUUUAAUGAUUAAUCGUUUAACAUCGACAAUUGAUGAAUCAUUAACAAGUAUAAAAUAUCUCGUUGAUGAUAUUGAACUACAACGACAAAAUUCUCAUAAACAAUCUGAAAAUGUCUAUAAUACUCUACGAAAUUUAAUUGAUAAGAGACAGAAACAAUAUGAAGCAAAUAUUAAUGAAUGUUUUAGGAAACAUUAUGAAAAUAUUUUAAAAUUAAAAACCUAUUUAAAACAAUUAAAAUCUAAAUUAUUAAAUUUAUCCUAUGAAUUUGAUAUAAGCGAUUAUAAGUACUUUGAACAAUUGACUAAAACGACGAUUGAAAAAACAUUAAGCAAACCAAAUAUUCAUAAUGAAUUGAAUGAACCCGAAAAAUUUCUAGAUUUAACAUGGAAAUUUCAUAUCGGCGAAUAUGAUGAACAAGAAGUAUCAAAACAAAAUACCUUCAUUGAAGAGAAUGUUAUCUUGACUAAUAAAAACAGUAGUCAUCAUCAACAUAUGUUAAAUAAUGUUAAAGAAGAAAAAGAUAAAUAUGAAAGUCAAACAUUUUUACCGUUAAGUACAACAAGAUUCAUUGAAACAUCAACUGAUCCUGAUAGAGAUGAUCUUGAAUAUGACAAUGUUUGUACCACUGAAGUAAAUGAUAAUCCAUCGAAUUAUUCACCUCAAUAUUGUUUUUCGCAUCAAAAUACUAUUCGUCACUUAAAUUCUCCAUACUGUGAUGAUAUUUUCGCUCUACCGUAUCAAAUAAAUCAUUGGUCAUGUGAAUUAAUGUGUGGUAAUUAUUUUAUCUCGUUAAUAACUCUAUGUAAAACGAAUUCAAUUUUACUCUAUUGUCUUGAUAAAGAACAAUUUAUUUGUUAUGAUAUGUCAUCUAUUGGUCAAACGGUUUCAAUCGAAUGGCGUGGUACACGUCCAUAUUCAAUUUAUUGGUACGAUGAAUUAAAAAUGUUAUUUGUUGCCUGUCAAACUCAUAUAUACGGUUGUUAUCUUAAUUUAUUUGGUGACAAAUAUUAUCGUGAUCGAAUAUUAUGUCGUAUACCGAUCGAUAAUGGUUAUUCACAUUUUGAUUCCAGAGGUGAACAAUGUUAUCCGAGAUAUCUAACAUCAUUGUCUAAUUCACGUUUAUUGUAUGCAUAUUGGAAAACGAAAUACGAAACAGUUUUAGUUUAUUAUCGAACUGAAGAUUGGACAAUUAUUUGUCAUUACUUUAUCGAUGGAAGAUGUCGAGCAUUGUGUUCAACAAGUAAUGAUAAAUUAGGUUUACUUAUUGAACGUGAUAAUGAAUAUGCAUUGGAAGUUCGAACUCAAGAAUUUCAAUUGUUAUCAAAAAUUGAAUUAAACAAUGGUUUUUAUCGUUUUUCUAAAGGAUGUGGUUUAACGACAUCACAUAAUUCGAGUUUUUUAUUAGCCGAUUGGAAAUUACAACAAUUAUGGAAAGUAAAUUUAGAUGGUACAAUUCAAAUUAAACAAUAUGAUGAACCUAUUUAUAAUGCUAUAUGGUUAGAAUCAGAAUUAGUACUUGUUCUACUUUUAGGAAAUCCAAUGAGAUUUGAAUAUUAUAAAAUUGAUGUAACAAACAUGAAAGAUAGAAAAAACAUUUAUGAACAAGCAAUUGAACAGUUAUUUUCAAAUAUAUUUCCAGAUGAAGAAUCAUUUGAAGUUUAG
Didymodactylos carnosus is the source of this 1995-nucleotide messenger RNA. NCBI's taxonomy places the organism in Eukaryota, Metazoa, Rotifera, Eurotatoria, Philodinida, Philodinidae. The record is from the annotation of a GenBank genome assembly.